UGGAAGCCUUUGCAAGGCUUGAAGAGACGCCUCCCCAAAAACACUUCCGAGCUUCUCUUUCCCCUCUCUCUCCUCCCACCUGCAACGAAACUGCUUUGCCACCUGAGCCAGUGAAGAGAUCGGGGUUUGCCAUGGUGGGAACGUCGUGCUCCUCAUCGUCCUCUUGCGCUUCGUUCGGCUCCUUCGACGCGGACGCCGCGGCCGCCAAGCGUUCCCCCACCGCCGCCACCAUCAAGUUCCUCUGCAGCUACGGCGGCAAGAUCCUCCCCCGGUACCCCGACGGCAAGCUCCGCUACAUCGGCGGCGACACCCGUGUGCUGGCUGUCGACCGUUCCGUCCCCUUCUCAGAGCUGCAGGAGAAGAUGAGGGAGAUGUGCGGGUGGGGCGCGGUCAGCCUCCGCUGCCAGCUGCCGACGGAGGACCUUGACGCGCUCGUGUCGGUCAAGUCCGACGAGGACCUCGCCAACAUCAUGGAGGAGUACGAUCUCGCUGGCCGCGAGAAGAUCCGGGCCUUCUUGUUCCCCCCAUCGUCCAAACCGAGAAGCCCCACCCACCCAGCGGCUACGGCCACGGCGCUGCCCAGCGGCCGGCCCUGGAUACUCUCCGAGAAACGCUGCAUCCACCAGAUCUCUGAUCCGAUGAGGUAUCCUGGCCGGUACGGUAAGUCCGGCGCCAUAUCCUCAGGAGAUAUACGUUACCGUGCCCAUCACCACCAUCCCCAACAUCACCACCAUCACCAUCAUCUCCAUGGCCACCAUGCGAUUCCAAAGCCGUGCAACUAUCUCGUGCAUCAAGGAAGCCAGUGGCAGUAGUAGUACCACCGCCACCAAGGAGAAGAACUCGAGGUUGCUUCGUGGUGCGGUGAACCGCUUCAUCGCGGGACCAUGUAUUUUUGUUGGCACCCGCAAUCGAUGCGCCGGACACAACGAGUUCAUACAUCACAUCUACUUGGACAUACCGAAACACAAAAAGACGUUUAUUUUCAUCUUAAAAUGAUAGUAAACGAAUUCUUUUAAUUUAUAUCACUAUAAUUUAUCAAAUACUGCUUUAUAUAUCAUCCAUACGAUCAAUAAUUUUUUUUCCUGUUUUCAGAGACAAAAAUAGCUCUUAUUUUAUAGAAAAACAAUGCUGAUAAAUAUUUUAAAGUGUUUUUUAGAUUCUUAAUUUACUUGGAAAUUGGCCAGGAUUGAGCAGGUCUGCCGCUUACUCUGGCUUUAUCCGUGUGGUCAAAGCCUGUGAGUGUGACCUUUGAUCCAACUAUUUUUAUUAAAAUUAUGUAAAAUUUUGAAAAGCUCGAUUAACUAAUAAUUUUUAGAGACAUUAGUAUAUGAUUUUUUAAAUAUAAUAGAUAGCAACAUUUUUGCAUUCAAAAUUUUUAUUUGAUUGCUUCCCGAACCUACUCGAGUCAACGACGCCAAUUUUUGUGUUUUUAAUAUGAGUCAAUAAUUAUUGAAUACAAUAAAUUUGUAAGAUAUUAGUUGGUAGAGGUACCCAAGAGAAUGGCAAUGGAAACUUAUGGACCGUGUGAUUGUACUGAGGAGGAGGUUGGCUUGACUAUUUCAUCGGUAGGGUAGUAACGCUGUCGCUGUUAUGAAUGGUGAACACGCCAUUUGUUGAAUUUGGAAGAAAUAUUUGUUCAUAUUAAUUUUGUUUUCUUGUGAUAAUUUAUCACAACAAAUAUAUGCCCAAAUGGUAUGGUACCUAUUAAUUAUAUUUGUGGUAAACAAACAAUAACGACAUAUUGAUCACUUCAAUUUUCAUGGGAUAUAUGCUCGUCAUCAGUCUGCCCUUUUCUGUCAGAUACCCCCUUCUUCUUCUUGUUCCUGUUCCUUUCCAUUAAGUCAAGGGAAAGGCUAAUUGAUCAAGAUGGCAGGGAGAUGAUGAACCACACACAGGAUUUGACGCAACAUUUACCAGUCAGAUGUAGCAUAAGGCUGCUGACAUCAAUCCGACCUGAGAACAGGGCAAGAAGCGAUUCUGAUGCUGACAAUGGAGGCUGCCCCCCUUGGAUAACCACGACACGUCGCCCUGAUCUAUUGCAGAUGGGGAACAUAACGUAAAUGAUGACCACGACAAGAAUUAUUCCACGAGUUUUAUCACCUUCA
Musa acuminata AAA Group (dessert banana) is the source of this 2105-nucleotide messenger RNA. RefSeq lists its product as uncharacterized. The record is from RefSeq and is a predicted model, not a curated record. NCBI's taxonomy places the organism in Eukaryota, Viridiplantae, Streptophyta, Magnoliopsida, Zingiberales, Musaceae. Bases 132 to 812 code for a protein of 226 amino acids. Gene Ontology annotation, molecular function: protein binding. The transcript has 3 exons.